AUGGCGAUCCUCUAUGCCUUGGUUGCCAGAGGCACGGUGGUUCUGGCGGAGUUCAGUGCCGUCACCGGCAACACAGGCGCCGUCGCUCGUCGGUUACUCGAGAAGCUUCCUACCGAAUCGGAUUCCAGACUUUGCUUCUCUCAAGAUAGAUAUAUCUUCCACAUACUCCGAUCCGAUGGCCUCGCGUACCUUUGUAUGGCCAACGACACCUUCGGAAUUAGUUCAUCUAUUAAGAGAUUCAAUUGUGUUGCGGAGAGGUGUUCUUCAGAGGUUUUUCUGGCUUCUGUUGAGUGUUUGGAACUGAUCAGGCUUGAUACUGCAAAUUAUGCAACCGCGUUAGAAGCAGAAUCAAACAGAGGCUUCAUUCAAUUGGCAUCUGAGGAACAUGGUAAAAGGGAGAAGAACAAACCAGUGAUGCUAACUGGAUUAAUGGACAAUCAUUGGAAGGCUUGCACUGAUUGGGUUAACCCUAAUGGAAAACCUAAUCUCCAAUUUUUCUCCACUCAUUUUGGUUCCUCCAAAGUUCAGAUUGCAGACUGUGAUACCAGAGAUUUUACUGAUCAAAAAAGGGAGGACAUGUUGGUUUCCGAUUUCGUUCGACUUUGCUUUAAAUAUGAAGGUUCUGCACAUUUUGUGAAGGAGUAUCCUGAUUACGUACCAUACAUCACUCCGAUGUUCUUUUGUGAUGAUUGGCUCAACUUGUAUCUCGAUAACUUUAGAAUGAAUACUUAUUCCGACAGAGACCAGCAAAAUAAGGAAAUAUGUUGCUCUGACUAUCGUUUUGUUUACAUGGGAGUAAAAGGAUCUUGGACUCCUCUACAUGCUGAUGUUUUCAGAGCAGCUCCGAAGGCUCUUCAAAUUGAUGAAGAUGGUGAGAAAAUCAGAUAG
Molecule: messenger RNA, 888 nt
Organism: Vicia faba (fava bean)
Lineage: Eukaryota; Viridiplantae; Streptophyta; Magnoliopsida; Fabales; Fabaceae
Source: the annotation of a GenBank genome assembly